Homalodisca vitripennis (glassy-winged sharpshooter) is the source of this 1565-nucleotide messenger RNA. Its product is annotated as apolipophorins-like. The record is from RefSeq and is a predicted model, not a curated record. Gene Ontology annotation, biological process: lipid transport. Gene Ontology annotation, molecular function: lipid carrier activity. The transcript has 5 exons. The coding region runs from base 697 to 1371 and encodes 224 amino acids. NCBI's taxonomy places the organism in Eukaryota, Metazoa, Arthropoda, Insecta, Hemiptera, Cicadellidae.
UCUUUCUCUCCGCCUGUCACGAUCACCCCAUUGAACACAAACGGGAGGAGCUCGUAUGGAAAGCUGGAUGAGUUGUGCGGUCAGGCUGAUGAUGAGGGAGUCAGUUUGAACAUCAAGCGAGCUGUCAUCUCUCUCUUGAGUUCAGUCAAGAACCAGGAUGGAGGUAGUGGGUCUGCUAGUGAGUAUGACAUAUUUGGAAUUUGCCCAACUGACUUCAGUAUUUAUCAUCAAGGCUCAAAAUUGAUAAUCAACAAAUCCAAGAACUUGAAAAGAUGUGCUCUACGAGAGAAUUUAAACUUCCCAUUUCCUACAACUCCAUACCAGGCAGUCGAGAGUAGUGUAAGUAUACCCAGAUAAGGUAGGUAUAUUUGUAGAAUUAUUUCAAAUCACGUAAAUCUCAUGCACUGUAUACCAAAGAAAUAUUUAGUAAAUAUUAAAUAGAUCAUCCUAGAUCAUACAAUUUUCAGAAAUUAAAAGUACCCAAGAACCAAAAGAAAAAUAUGCUUAAAAUGAUAAGAUAAAUAAUUAAUAAAUAAAUACUGUGGGUAAACUUUUGUUUAGAUUAUUAUUUUUGUUUCGUUUGGAGGCUUUGAAUCUUCACCUUUACUCGAUUCUCGACUAGGGGUCUCCCAGAUAAUAGAGAAUGGAGUUCUAGUGAGAGCUGAUGGGACAGAAAUAUACAAUUAUAGACCUCUGAUGAAUCCUCAGGCGGGAGCAAUAGUAAAGGUCUUCUACUCCCUCAACCUGGAAAGCUCAAGGCCCGGUACAAUCCCAGCGAAUGUCAAUAGCCCAAAAGGAAUAUUUUACAAUGCUGCUCAUGAUCCUAAUGGCACAAAAAAUCAAGGUACUAUUGCUGCUGCACUACAAAAGGCAGUAGAUGCAAUAGAUCCUGUUGCCACUCCCGAAGCAGCCAAGGAGUUCGGCAAGCUUGUCCAUGUUAUUGAACAAGGCAAAAAAGGUGAUAUCUUGGCAGCUUAUACUGCAGCUCAAGGCAAAACAGCUAAAAACCUCUUCUUGGAUGGUCUUUUAUAUGCUGGGAGUGCUGAAUCUGUUGAGGCUGCAGCAGAGUUGUUUAGCACCAAAAGAAUUCCUGAGGAAUCAGCCCUUCUCUGGUAUCUGGACCUCAACUUUGUCAAACAUGUCUCAAGAGGAUCCCUCACUUCCUUACUGCCUCUGCUCUCUGGUAACACAGUACCAUACCAAGCUUAUUUGGGAAUUGGAUCUGUUGCUGGAAAGUUCUGCCUGCAGCACUCGCAGCUCUGUGAGACCUCACCAGAGUACAGGCAACUUCUGGACAGACUGGCUGCCCCCUUGACUAGAGGUUGCAAGGUCGACUCCCAUGAAAAAGAAAACAAUGUAAGUGGUUUUUGAACAUUCAUAUUUUUAUUUAAUUAUUUAUAUUAAUAAUGAGUAUUGAGCAGUUAUGGCUUCCCAUUCGGCUCCGGGUUAGAAUAGACCACAGUAUACCUGCGGGUCAGCUUAGCCAGCAAUGACCUGGUUGCCCUAUCAGCCGGCAAAACUCCCUUUGGCUGUAGCAGUGCCAGUUAGCAAUUGAAAAAGGGCAA